Messenger RNA from Henningerozyma blattae CBS 6284, 3108 nucleotides. It is a transcript of the gene INP51, whose product is annotated as phosphoinositide 5-phosphatase INP51. Gene Ontology annotation, cellular component: cytoplasm; membrane. The transcript has a single exon. Gene Ontology annotation, molecular function: phosphatidylinositol-3,5-bisphosphate 5-phosphatase activity; phosphatidylinositol-4,5-bisphosphate 5-phosphatase activity. Lineage: Eukaryota; Fungi; Ascomycota; Saccharomycetes; Saccharomycetales; Saccharomycetaceae. Bases 1 to 3108 code for a protein of 1035 amino acids. The record is from RefSeq and is a predicted model, not a curated record. Gene Ontology annotation, biological process: phosphatidylinositol dephosphorylation.
AUGCAUCUGUUUAUCGGUAGAAACCCCAGAUGUAUUGUAAUAUCUUCCAAUGGCUACAAUUUGAUGUUUAAAAGAUUCCAUAGAAGUUCUCGGUCUAAUGUUAAGGAUAGCCAAUAUUUGAAAACCCCAACAGUCGUAAUAGGUAGUGUCACAGAUGAGGAUUUGAUGGAUGCCAAUCAUUUCAUUGAGGUGAAAAAUAGAAUCUUGAACGGCCUGCUAGGCCUAAUCACAGUAGACGGUGGUAUUUAUAUUGUAGUCAUUUCUGGUGUGCAGAAAGUCGGUUUUCCUCGAUGGAAGUAUCAGGAUGGCCAGGUAUUACCCAGUGAAAAUAUCUAUAAGAUUCUAGAUGUCGACUUUUAUAGUUUGGAUGUAAAUGUCUUUGAUCACCUAUUCUAUGAACUAUCAGAAAUCAAUUAUGAAAAAUUAAUUAAUGAACACCCAUGUGGUUCUUUGAAGAAAUUAUUUAAUGAUGGUAGUUUUUUUUAUUCAAGAGAAUUUGAUAUUUCAAAUUCAAUAAAAAACCAUACUUGGUCGAAAAAUUUAGAUUAUACAAUUGAUAAUCAAGAUACAAAUUAUAUUUGGAAUAAAAAUUUAACAAGUGAAAUUAUUCAAUGGCGAAAUAGGAUGAAUGAUAUCGAGAAAGUAACUUUUGAUCUCGGCGGAUUUUUAAUAUUUAUAAUGAGAGGUUUCUGUAAAACAACUUUAAUCGAAACACCGACUUCAGUUUCAUCAAUCACUUUAAUAUCUAGAAUAUCAAUUGAAAAUAAACCAAACAUUUUUGAUCUGAAAGGUAUCAAUGAUGAUGGGAAGAUAUCAAAUUUUAUUGAGACAGAAAUUAUUGUAACAACAGAAAGAUUUAUCUUUUCUUAUACUCAAAUAUCAUGUAAUAUACCAUUAUUUUGGGAAAUUGUGGAUAAUCAACUCAUUGGUGGCAAAAGACCAAAAUUAACAAAAAGUCCCGAACACGCUCAAGUAGCUUUUGAUAGACAUUUUGAUAAUCUAGAAUCAAAAUACGGUAUCGUAACAAUUGUUAAUCUAAUCAAACCAAGAAGUGAAUCCCAACGUUUAUUGUCAAUGUCAUAUAAGACAUGUGCAGAUGCAAAGAAAAUUAAGCUUAUAAAUUUUGAUUGUAGUUCAGAUUCACUUUUGAAAAGUUCCCACAAGUUGUUAUAUUUUUUAGAAUCGGAUAUUUAUGAAUUUGGUGCAUUCGUAUAUGAUACAAAUAAGGGAAUUUACAUAGGGAAGCAGACAGGCAUUUUAAGAAUUAGUUCUUUUGAUUCUUUGAAAAAAGUUAAUAGUAUCGAAAAAUUGGUUUGCCAAGAAGUGCUAGAAUUAGCAACAAAAGAACUAAAAGAUUUUGAAUUGACAAAUAUCUUUGCUGAAUCAUAUGAAAGGAUUUGGUCUGAAAAUUAUUAUUGGCUAAAUAGAACAUAUUCUAAAAAUGUUAAAAAUAAUAUAAAAAUGAAAAGAACUUAUAUCAAAUUAUUUGGGUCAAGAGUAAAAUUAUAUGAUCCAUUAAAUUCAUUCUUAAAUAAAAAUAUGAAAAAUUUACGAAAUAAAUAUACUUUUGAAAAGAAAAUAAAAAUUUUUGCAGGCACUUUUAACAUCAGUGGUAAAAUUUCACAAGAUAGCAUCCAUGAUUGGAUAUUUCCUAAAAGAUUCUUCCCAAUCACUCCACCAAGCUCUAAAUCAAAGAAAAGUUCCUACGCAACCUGUAGCAAUAUUGCAGAUAUUUAUGUCAUUGGUCUUGAAGAAGUAAUUGAACUAACCCCUGGUCAUAUGCUAUAUACUGAUCCUUACAUUAAACAAUAUUGGGAAAAGAAGAUUUUACAUGUUUUAAAUAGUAAUACCCAUGGUAAUGGUAAGAAAUUUGUUUGUCUUUGGAGCAAUCAACUAGGUGGCAUUCUAUUAAUGGUAUUUAUGAACGAAGAUGAAUAUAUUAAAGUAAAACAUAUAGAAGGUGAUGUAAAAAAGACAGGGUUAGGAGGUAUGGCUUCUAAUAAGGGUGCUGUUGCUGUGAGCUUUAAAUAUUCAGCAACAAAGUUCUGUGUUAUUGCCUCUCAUUUAGCAGCGGGGCUAGAUAAUGUGGAACAAAGACAUAUCGAUUAUAAAACGAUCAAUAAAAAUAUUCGAUUUUCGAGGGGUCUAAGAAUUAAAGAUCACGAUGCUGUAAUAUGGAUGGGUGAUUUUAAUUAUCGUAUAUUAAUGACAAAUGAUCAGGUACGUAAGCUAAUCAUCAAAAAAGAGUAUAAUAAAUUAUUGGAACGUGAUCAAUUGAAUCAACAAAUGAUUGCAGGUGCUACUUUUCCAUAUUAUCAUGAAAUGGAAAUUAAAUUUCCACCUACUUACAAAUUUGAUCCUGGCACCAAAAAUUAUGAUACAAGUGAAAAAUUGAGAAUCCCGGCAUGGACUGAUCGUAUUUUAUCAAGAGGUGAAGUAUUAAAACAACUAAGCUAUGGCUGUGCUGAAGAUAUUCUUUUUUCUGAUCACAGGCCGGUAUAUGCAAUAUUUAAGGCAAGAGUUACAGUUGUCGAUGAGAAGAAAAAAGAAGCUAUUUCAAAAGAGGUAUAUGAGCGUAUUAUGGAUAAGCUAGAUAGAGCUACCGACGAAGAAAGAUUAGAAUUUCUAAAUGAAGGUAUAUCAGUCAUGAAUGAAUUUGAAGAUAGCGAUGAUAAUACAAGAAUAGAUGAAGGCGGUGAUAUGACAAUAUUUGACAUUAAUGACCCAAAUAAUAACCUUGGUAAUCUAGGUAACAAUACUAAUAAUGGUAAUGAUAUUACUAGCAAUAAUAAUACAAACAGUGCUGAUCGGAUAUAUUUACAGACUAAUCAAGAAACCAAGAAGACGAAGCGUCUACCGCCGCCUAGCUCUGAUUUAAAGAAAUGGUGGAUUGGUGGAGGAAAACAAGUUAAAGUCAGUUUAAAUAUUGACGCUGAAGAUUAUAUGCUAAAUCCAAAAAGGAGCGUAAAUCCUUUUGUGGAAGAUGAUGAAGAACCGAUAUUUAUAAGGCGUGUUCCAGAAGAUACCGCAGAAAAUGAAGUUGAUAAAGGACGGGAAGGUGGGGAUGAAGAGCAAUAUACCCAAGAAGGAAGAAAGCAAGAAGAUUAG